UAAAAUAUAAUCUUCCUCAAAUGGAUGUGGCCGCUGUAAACGAAUGUACUCGUAACAAACCUACAAAAAAUUUGAUGUAUUUCGAAAUCUCACAAGCGAUGCAGUUAAUAUGGAAAUGAUCGAAAAUUACAUUUUAAGAUACAAGAGUGCAAAGAAAAUACAAUCAGUAUGGAGGGGUUACUCCACCCGAAAGCUCUUUCCUCACAUAAGACGUGAACUAGAGCAAGAGAAGGCUGCCAUCAAAAUCCAGCGAGCAGUUCGUGAGUGGCUGUACUACCGCACAGUCACUUCAGCAGGGGAGCCUGACCCACACAUGUGGCGCAUCACCGAGGAGGACCUGGAGAGGCUUGAGGAGGAAGUUGCACAGUGGCAGGAAGAAUGUGACAGCUCUCAGCUCCCCAGCCCUGAUGAGCUGCAGCAGGUUUGUCAGCAGGUGCGGCAGAAGCUCAUUCACUUCCAGUCAAGCUUCCUGAAGAACAGAAGCCUCCUUCACUCACUUCAGCACAGGGUGCGCCUCUUGCAGGAGGUGCAGUCUGUCCUAAUUGCACUGCCUAACCUGGAAGACAGCAGUGAUCUGGAUCUGUCAUUCUUCCGGAGAGUACCCCGACAAGCCGCUGUAUAUGCGAGGCUUCGGCACCGAUUCUCAUUUCUAAUGCUGGACCAACCAUACGAUGAAGAACUUCCCAGCACACCUGGAGACACUGGUGAUGCAUCGGAUUGUACUGCUACACCACAGCAGUAAUCACUGUACUGACACAGUACUGUUAGCAGUUCUGUGGCAUUAAUACAUUUUCAUUUGGUUUAUGUUCACCCAGAGGACACAGUAAUGUUUGCUGCAUGUGGUAGACAUCUUUUCUCAAGAUGGGGUCAGAAAAGAGAUUUUUAUAUAUGUUGUUGUUGUCUUCAGUCCUGAGACUGGUUUGAUGCAGCUCUCCAUGCUACUCUAUCCUGUGCAAGCUGCUUCAUUUCCCAGUACCUACUGCAACCCACAUCCUUCUGAAUCUGCUUAGUGUACUCAUCUCUCGGUCUCCCUCUACGAUUUUUACCCUCCACGCUGCCCUCCAAUGCUAAAUUUGUGAUCCCUUGAUGCCUCAAAACAUGUCCUACCAACCGAUCCCUUCUUCUAGUCAAGUUGUGCCACAAACUUCUCUUCUCUCCAAUCCUAUUCAAUACCUCCUCAUUAGUUAUGUGAUCUACCCAUCUAAUCUUCAGCAUUCUUCUGUAGCACCACAUUUCAAAAGCUUCUAUUCUCUUCUUGUCCAAACUAGUUAUCGUCCAUGUUUCACUUCCAUACAUGGCUACACUCCAAACAAAUACUUUCAGAAACGACUUCCUGAUACAUAAAUCUAUAUUCGAUGUUAACAAAUUUCUCUUCUUAAGAAACGCUUUCCUUGCCAUUGCCAGUCUACAUUUUAUAUCCUCCCUACUUCGACCAUCAUCAGUUAUUUUACUUCCUAAAUAGCAAAACUCCUUCACUACUUUAAGUGUCUCAUUUCCUAAUCUGAUUCCCUCAGCAUCACCCGAUUUAAUUUGACUACAUUCCAUAAUCCUAGUUUUGCUUUUGUUGAUGUUCAUCUUAUAUCCUCUUUUCAAGACACUGUCCAUUCCGUUCAACUGCUCUUCCAAAUCCUUUGCCGUCUCUGACAGAAUUACAAUGUCAUCGGCGAACCUCAAAGUUUUUACUUCUUCUCCAUGAAUUUUAAUACCUCCUCCAAAUUUUUCUUUUGUUUCCUUUACUGCUUGCUCAAUAUACAGAUUGAAUAACAUCGGGGAGAGGCUACAACCCUGUCUCACUCCUUUCCCAACCACUGCUUCCCUCUCAUGCCUCUCGACUUUAAUAACUGCCAUCUGGUUUCUGUACAAAUUGUAAAUAGCCUUUCGAUCCCUGUAUUUUACCCCUGCCACCUUUAGAAUUUGAAAAAGAGUAUUCCAGUCAACAUUGUCAAAAGCUUUCUCUAAGUCUACAAAUGCUAGAAACAUACACAACACGUAUGUCACUAAAAUGAUCCUACAUUCAUCCCUGCUCCAUGUAUAUACUUUCCUCAGUCCACCACAUGCCCACAAUGCUACCAGGGAGUGGAAAAUAUGUAAAUUGACAUAUUUUGAAUAUUUUCAUUCCAUAAUGUGAUGUGGCAUAAUGUUCUGGGGUAAGUCAUCUUUAAGAAAGAAAAUCUUCACUGCUCAUAAACAUGCUGUAAGAAUAUUAUGUGGUCCUCAGCCAUGCUCAUCUUUUAGAUAAUUGUUUGGUUAGAGCAUUCUGGCUACUGCUUCACAGUAUAUUUAUUCUCUAAUGAAGUUUGCUGUAAAUAAUCCACAAUGUUGCAACAAGAAUUUUUGAUCACUUACCCAGUGAUAUAAAAUGUCUGACAGGCAUCAAAGUAAAAUUUGAAAACAAACUGAAAACUUUACUGCUUGACAACUCUUUCUAUUCCAUAGAAAAAUUUCUGUUAUUGCAAUGUAUAAACAGUGAGGGGUAGGAAAUACUAACUCCCAUCUGUAUAUUAAAAAAAAAUAAAUAAAAUAAAACAAAA
Messenger RNA from Schistocerca gregaria, 2531 nucleotides. RefSeq lists its product as uncharacterized. The record is from RefSeq and is a predicted model, not a curated record. Gene Ontology annotation, cellular component: cilium. Gene Ontology annotation, molecular function: calmodulin binding. NCBI's taxonomy places the organism in Eukaryota, Metazoa, Arthropoda, Insecta, Orthoptera, Acrididae. Bases 110 to 742 code for a protein of 210 amino acids. Gene Ontology annotation, biological process: cilium assembly. The transcript has 4 exons.